Penicillium soppii is the source of this 777-nucleotide messenger RNA. RefSeq lists its product as uncharacterized. The record is from RefSeq and is a predicted model, not a curated record. Lineage: Eukaryota; Fungi; Ascomycota; Eurotiomycetes; Eurotiales; Aspergillaceae. The coding region runs from base 1 to 777 and encodes 258 amino acids. The transcript has a single exon.
AUGGAGAAACUCGACACAAUCAAUACAAUCAACACACCCAAAACACCCUACACAAUCAAAAUCAAGACAGAAGACAAUAUCAAAUAUCCGUCGGAAGUUCACGACUUUAACACCAGUGUUUCCGCAAACAACAGUCCAAAAGAAGGGACUCCAAUCAUGCCUCCACUAUCCUACCAAAAGUUUAUUACGAAAUAUUCUGCAAUUUCGCCCACUUCCCAGCCUGCGAGCGCAUUCAGUGGAACCUUUUCUUCUAGCGACUCAGUCAAUUCCCCGACUGAGUCCACGUCGCCGCGCACACCAGCCUCAGCUGGUCUACCUGGUCAAUCCGGGAAGCGUCCGCACCGCCUGUUCAUCCCGCACCCAUCGAAGUUCACACCUGGUGUGGACUCUCCUCGAAGCUCAACUAGAAGUGCCACAGCAACACCUCGAAGUGCAGUACUUAGGAGUGCAUCCACUUGGAGUGCAGCCCCUUGGAGUGCGACGCCUAGAAGUGCAACCGAUUGGAGUGCAACGCCUAGAAGCGCAACUGGUCCUCUAAGAUCGCCAUUCUCGCCAUCAGAUUGGAGGGUACGCUAUUAUGAGGAACCUCUCAGCGCGAGGGGUGCAAGUCCCAGGACCAUCACCUUCAGGCAAAUUGUCACGCGCACAGUGACUUACAACAACAACAUCAACUCGUGCACUCAGCUUAGAGAGGCACCAAAAGGGAAACGACGCAAGUGCCAGGAGACCAAGGAGAAGGAAGUCGACCAGAAAGUCGUCGACCCGAAAGUUGAAUGA